AUGAAUUUCAAUUGCCUAAUCAUUUGUUUGGCAGUAACUGCGGCCAACUUUGGACAGUCAUACGGACUUCAGGCCCGUAGCAGACAGAGGGCCACUGGAGGCCGGGCUGAUGACAAGGGAUGCAGUAAAAGAGAGUUUGACCGCAGAAUGUCUAACGUUUUUGGACAGUUCGGACCCGAAGACUAUUCAUUCCCCAAAACUCGCGAAGAUUUGAAAGAAUAUUGUCGGCAUGACGCCCGAGAGUUGUCUAAGAAGUAUAGCGAUGACUGUUUGGAGGGCACAUCUCAAACACUUCUCACUUUAGGGAACUACAACUUCGACAAAGUGAACAAACAGUACUGUUCUAAGAGUGGCAAGAAGAAGGACGCGUUCGUGAGUUGGGGCAGUUGUGGCAACAGUGCCCGACCCAAGCUGGGCGUGUGCUGGACCAAAAUGAUCUCGGUGCUCGCAGUGGCUAAUAAAGUGCGAAAUGAUAAGAGCAAAGUUCCCAUUGUCUGCUGCAAUUACUACGAGUGGGUCAGAUGUACGGUGAGUGCACUGAAGGAGAAGGCGUCGACCACCUGUUCCAAAGAGGCCAUCGAUGGCUAUGAGUCUCACAUCAGAAAAUCGACGGUCGAGUCAAUGAACUUGAUUUGCAGCAAAUAUGAAGACGACUCCGCCAAAUGUGCAUCACUUAUGACCGAACUUCCCAACACUAAACCCAAGAAACUAUACAAAACCCCAUAUCUCUACAUCUUUGAGAUCUUUAAAAAUCUUUAA
Oppiella nova is the source of this 759-nucleotide messenger RNA. NCBI's taxonomy places the organism in Eukaryota, Metazoa, Arthropoda, Arachnida, Sarcoptiformes, Oppiidae. The record is from the annotation of a GenBank genome assembly.